AUGUGAAAAUACUGAGAUUCAGAGAAGAGAUUAUCAGUAAAUCUGCGAUUGUUUGCUCUUCGGAGGUAGAAACUCCGAUCGAUUCUGAAAGUCUUCUAGUUGACCUUGUGAUUGAGUGCGGUUCAGGCAGCUCUUGCUGUUCGCCGCCGCACGGAGGCGGCGUUGAUUGUGCAAUUGGAGAUAGAAGAAAUGAUGGAUCCGGCCAACUCGCCUCUAGGACAGAUGCUAUUGGACCAGAUUACUCCGGUGGUUAUGGUUCUUCGAACCGACCUUGUUGAAGAGAGCUUUCAAAAGAAUGAUCUCAGUUUAAUCGAAACGCUUAGUCCUUUCUGUAAUUUCAGUAACAUUGAUGUACCUGUGAGGACAGCGAAUGAUCAACCGUAUAGACUUCAUAAAUUCAAACUGCGGCUGUUCUAUGCCUCCGACAUUCGUCAGCCUGAUAUAGAGGCGGCUAAAGAGCAAUUGAGACAAACUAUUACUAAUGCCGGGGAAAAAGAAUCUUCCAACUUGUUCUCAGAUCCAUUGCAACUUGAAACUAUACUCACGACCCCGGAAAAUGAUUUGAUGCCAGCAUGGUUUGAAUUUUUCAAUAAAGAGCUAGUACAGAUUGUCUCUUUUUCUGACCACGAAGCUUUUGACUAUCCUGUUGCAUGUCUUGUGGUUGUGUCUUCAAAUGAUAAAGAUCCUAUCAAAAAAUUUGCUGACCUCUUUUCCUCCGAUAAGUUGCCUUCUCUUCUUGGUAAUGGUGCUAUGGAUCCAAGGAUUCCGAAGCAUUACGUAUUACUGCAUGAUAACCAAGAUGGCACACAAGAGAAUGCUGUCAAAAUUUUGGCAGAAAUGAGGACUGCAUUUGAUUCUAAUUAUUGUAGAUUGCUGUGCAUUAACUCCUCCCAGGAAAAGUUACCAGUACAACAAAACCUUUGGCCAUAUAAUAAAGCAAAUCCAUCACCUGGUGAGGCUCAUGCUUGCUUCCUCGGUCCUGAAGAUAUGGAUGAGUUAAGGAGUAUGAUGCACGACCUUUCAUCGAAGCACAUCAUUCCUCAAAUGGAGCAAACGAUUCGUAUACUUAAUCAGCAGGUCUCUACUACAAGGAGAGGUUUUAGAAAUCAAAUAAAAAAUUUAUGGUGGAGGAAAGGCAAAGAUGAAACAGAAGACAACCUAAAUGGUCCAAUGUACACUCCUAGCUCCACGGAAUCUCAAAUCAGAGUAUUGGGUGAUUACGCAUUCAUGUUACGGGAUUAUGAACUCGCUUUGUCAAACUACCGGCUACUCUCUACAGAUUACAAGCUUGACAAAGCAUGGAAACGUUAUGCUGGUGUACAGGAAAUGAUGGGGCUUUCAUACUUCAUGUUGGAUCAAUCGAGAAAGGAUGCAGAGUAUUGCAUGGAGACUGCGUUCAACACAUACCUAAAAAUAGUUGUAUCUGGUCACCGAAAUGCUACCAGGUGUGGUAUUUGGUGGAUCGAGAUGCUGAAGACAAGGGAUCAGUAUAAAGAGGCCGCUACCAUUUAUUUCCGUAUUUCUGGUGAUGAGCCUCUGCAUUCUGCUGUGAUGCUUGAGCAAGCAUCUUAUUGCUAUUUGUUUGCAAAGCCACCCAUGCUGCGGAAGUAUGGAUUUCAUCUUGUUCUUUCAGGCGAUCUGUAUAAAAAAUCUGACCAGGUAAAACAUGCAAUUCGGACAUAUAGAUGUGCUCUAACUGUACUCAGAGGAACUACUUGGAGCCAUAUAAGAGAUCAUAUUUAUUUUCAUAUUGGAAAGUGGUAUGCAUUCCUUGGGCUGUUUGAUGCAGCAGUUGAACAUAUGCUGGAAGUCUUGGCAUGUAGCCAUCAGUCAAAGUCCACUCAAGAAUUGAUCCUGAGGGAUUUUUUUCAAAUUGUCCAGAAAACAGGGAAAACUUUUAAUGUACCAAGGCUUCAGUUGCCUGUCAUUGAUGUUACAUCACUUAAGGUGGUUUUUGAGGAUCACCGAACUUUUGCCUCACCUGAUGCUGUCUCUGUGAAAGAGUCUAUCUGGCAGUCUAUGGAGGAGGCCCUUGUUCCAUCAUUGUCUACAACUAAAACUAAUUGGCUUAACUUACAAUCAAAGACCAUAUCAAAAAAGCUCAAGGAAUCAAGCAUCUGCGUAGUAGGGGAACCAAUCAAGGUCGUGAUUAGAUUAAGCAAUCCACUUUUUAUACCAAUUUCCAUCUCUAGUGUGUCCCUUAUAUGCAAGCAUUUGUCAUCUGAAGAAACAGAAUCAGAUGAUAAGACCUCAACUAAUGAGCAGGAAAAUGAUAAUUUUGGGCAGUCAGAGACUAGUGGGGAGCCCGGGUCAGGGAAUCUUCCAUUUACAGCAUCUGAAGUUGACAUUUUACUUGGGGAAGGUGAAACUACUGAGGCAGAGCUUACUGUUACCCCAAAAGUUAGAGGCACCCUAAAAGUAAUUGGCGUCAGGUGGAAACUCUCAGGUUCCGUAGUUGGCUAUUAUAACCUGGAAAAUGAGUUAGCAAGGAAGAAACCUAAAAAGAGAAGAGGGAAAUCUGGGCAGGCAACAGGCAAUAACCUAGAGUUCCUAGUAAUUAAGAGCCUACCCAAACUUGAGGGCUUCAUUCGGAACCUACCUAAGACAGUUUACGCUGGAGACAUAAGGCAUCUUUCUUUGGUAUUAACCAACACAUCAGAAAUUCCUGUUAAGAGCUUGAAGGUGAAAAUCAGUCAUCCAAGAUUUCUCAUUGUAGGGAAUCGGGAAGAUAUGGAUGUGGAAUACCCCGCUUGCCUAGAGAAGAAUGCUGGUCCUGGUGAAAGUGAUCCACCAUCUAAAAGUAAUAAGACAUUGGAUUCAGUGUUUGUGUUUCCUGAGGAUUCAAAAAUUUAUGGGACGACUCCAUUCCUAUGGCCUAUUUGGCUUCGGGCUGCUGCACCUGGGAAGAUUUCCUUGUAUAUAACAAUAUAUUAUGAGACGGAGGAUUCAUCAAGUAUCAUGAGAUAUCGUACUUUACGCAUGCAUCAUAUUUUGGAGGUAUUACCUUCAUUGGACCUAUCAUUCCAAAUAAGCCCUUGCCCAUCAAGGUUACAAGAACUUCUUGUUCGGAUGGAUGUUGUCAACAGGACCAGUUCACAGAGUUUUGGGUUUCAUCAAUUGUCAUCAGUUGGAAAUCAAUGGGAGAUCAAUUUACUUCAACCGGUUGAUAGAAUCUUCCCAUCAGAGACUUUAUAUGCUGGCCAAGCACUAUCAUGUUUUUUCAAGCUUAAGGAUAGAAGGGGACCUGUUGACUCCAAAGAAAUCUCUUCAUCUGAAAAGGCUGAUGUCAGAUUAAGCCAAAGCAGCAACAAAGCUCUGUUCAACAUUUCCAAGUCGCCAUUACUUGAUUUCCAUCAUCAUGAGAGGAUGCACCACCAGCAAAUCUCUGAUCAGGAUAAAUCAAACGCGGUUGACUUCAUAUUGAUCUCUUUGCCACAAUGGAAUGAAAGUGGUCCCAAUGAUCCCAAUGAACCAGACUCAUCAUCCAUUCUCUUCUCUCACCAUGCAUGUCAUAGCAGCAGUAUGAAUGAUGCAAGCCCUAUAUGUUGGCUAAUGGAAGGCCCUCGAACGAUAACCCACAACUUCUUCUCAUCAUCGGGUUCCUUUUGUCAAAUAGACCUAAAGAUGACCAUAAACAAUUCCUCCACAGACGGUAUUGCCUCAGUUCACAUCAACACAUUGGAUGUGAACUCCAACAACACAUUGGACGACGCAGCAAAUUCCGGUUCUUCUACAGAAGGAGGGUGGCACGACAUCUCCCUGGGUCUACUCAACGAAGCUAAUAAAGUCACGAGUUCUGAUGUUUUAGGAACCGUAGGUGUAGGAGGAGAAGGGAAACCGUUGCGAGAAUGUGUUCCGCCUAUACUCUGGUCAGGGACGAGUUCAACGUUGAUAAAACUGGAACCGAUGUCUCGAUCUGAAGUGCCUCUUCAGGUGUGUGUGUUCUCUCCAGGGACGUAUGAUCUUUCAAACUAUGUUUUGAGAUGGAAGAUAUUGAAAUCAUCAUCCGAUGCUGAAGGUCCUUCCGGGACAUGCCAAGGCUAUCCUUAUUAUCUAACGGUAUUGCAAUCUUCUUGAUAUUCUUUUUGCUGUGUUAUUUUCUAUUUGAUUUGUUUCUGUUUUGUUUAGUCAUUUUGUGUUAUUGAAGUCAGUCAGUGUGUGUGUUUUAAGACAAAUAUAAGAAUUAGAAAAAAUAAAAAAAGAAGGAAACUUUAAAUAUAGAAAACCUUGUUAUUAGGAAAACAGAUUAAAUUAUUAUAUCUAUUAUUUAUGUUUCUUCUCUUAUAAAUA
Molecule: messenger RNA, 4290 nt
Organism: Impatiens glandulifera
Lineage: Eukaryota; Viridiplantae; Streptophyta; Magnoliopsida; Ericales; Balsaminaceae
Product: trafficking protein particle complex subunit 8
Exons: 28
Coding region: 190-4077 (1295 amino acids)
Biological process (GO): protein localization to phagophore assembly site; endoplasmic reticulum to Golgi vesicle-mediated transport
Cellular component (GO): cytoplasmic vesicle; phagophore assembly site; TRAPPIII protein complex
Molecular function (GO): protein binding
Source: RefSeq, a predicted model, not a curated record